UGGUUUGAAAGUGAGACUCCAGAGGCCUUGACACUACCUUGUGGUUACUCAACUCGCGCUUCAACAUUCCAGCAGCUUUGUCUGUUGCGGUGCCUUCGAGUAGACCGAAUUCACCUUGCAGCCACCAAUUAUGUCACCGGAAUUAUGGGAGAGGCUUUCGUAACCUCUCCACUCGUCAAUCUGGAGGCUUUGCACGAUCAGACUAGUCCAAAAGCACCGAUUAUCUUCAUCUUAAGUCCAGGCGCUGACCCGACAGGUGAUUUGGUCAAGUUAGCAGAUCGUAUAGGAUUUGAUGCAAGCAGACUGCGCAUGUUGUCAAUGGGUCAGGGACAAGAGGCUAACGCGCAGGCCUUGCUGGAAAUGUCAAGUUCCCGAGGCUACUGGUUGAUGCUGCAGAAUUGUCAUCUUCUUGUAAGUUGGUUGCGUGACCUUGAGCAUCAUCUGGACUGUUUGGUAAAGCCACACCCUGACUUCCGGCUCUGGUUGACGACUGAACCAACCACAGCUUUUCCGAUCGGCCUUUUACAACGUGCCCUUAAGGUUGUAACUGAGCCACCAAAUGGCCUACGACUCAAUCUGCGCUCAACAUUGCAGAAUGUCACCGCACAGACUCUUAUCACCUGCCACCAUCCGUCUUUUUCACCAUUAGUCUUCACACUGGCCUUCUUUCAUGCCGUGGUUCAAGAGCGCCGCAAGUACGGCAAGCUUGGAUGGAACAUUCCGUAUGACUUUAAUGAGUCUGAUUUCCGUGUUUGCUUGCGCAUCUUAGUCACUUAUAUGAACAAAGCGGUGGAAGAAGCCGACAAGCGGAUACCAUGGAACACUCUUAAAUACCUUAUUGGUGAAGUCAUGUAUGGCGGACGAGCCAUCGAUGAGUUUGACCGGCGCAUCCUGAAAACGUAUGUGGAUGAGUAUUUCGGCGAUUUUCUCUUCGAUACUGUGCGAGAAUUUCACUUCUUUAAAAACGCUGAAGUUGACUACCACAUACCAAGUGGAACCACUCGUGAUGCCUAUAUCGGUUAG
Protopolystoma xenopodis is the source of this 1023-nucleotide messenger RNA. NCBI's taxonomy places the organism in Eukaryota, Metazoa, Platyhelminthes, Monogenea, Polystomatidea, Polystomatidae. The record is from the annotation of a GenBank genome assembly.